Messenger RNA from Pogonomyrmex barbatus (red harvester ant), 1906 nucleotides. It is a transcript of the gene rho-5, whose product is annotated as rhomboid-5. NCBI's taxonomy places the organism in Eukaryota, Metazoa, Arthropoda, Insecta, Hymenoptera, Formicidae. The record is from RefSeq and is a predicted model, not a curated record. Gene Ontology annotation, molecular function: serine-type endopeptidase activity. Gene Ontology annotation, cellular component: endoplasmic reticulum membrane. Gene Ontology annotation, biological process: regulation of epidermal growth factor receptor signaling pathway; regulation of protein secretion.
AUGGAUUCGAGGCCUAUUGUAAAUGCUCCCGGGGGAAGAGUCUCGGUAAAGAUAGGAAACUGCGAGAGAAUAUCGUGGAACGUAAGUUCCUCCUUGAAGAGUACCGGCGGUACCGUUGGAACCUCGCCAACGAAUUCCACGCUCGACGUGGAACUCGCUGGUGAAGGGGGAGUUUGUGGGCGAGGUGGCGACGGAACGCGAAGCGUCGAGGCUCGCGAAAGUGAGGGAGAGGAGACAGGUGAUGAAAUGCGAGACGUUGAGACUCGCGAGGGAAGGGAAGGGGAUGUUCGGCGGAAAACGGGGGAUGCAGUGCGAAGCGUUGAGUCUCGCGGCGGAAAUUCGGGGGACGAUCCUAGCCUGCUGGAACACACUCGAAUUAAAAAACAUUCGAUUCGAGAACUUGUUCACUGGGAAGGUUCCGCGAUGAGAAUUUUGAAUGGCAGAAACUUUGCAGUUCCAGAGAUUGGAGAGCAUAGGAUGGUUGCAGUGCACAGAGAAGUUGCAAUGCACAGAGAAAAUACAAUAUCGACCUGGAAGAAAUGGGGACCUGGAGAUAGCGGACCUGGCGGUCGUAUCAGUGGCUCAGUUUGCGGAUUGGAUCCAAAAUUUUGUGAUGCUCCAGCAAGCAUCGCACCUUACGAAUGGCCAGAUGACAUCACCAAAUGGCCAAUCUGUCGGAAAACGAAUCCCUUUAAUCAACGCUUCAGUAAAAACGGAGGUCAACGAGGCAAUGCCAACUUUCCCAUUGGCCGUUACAAAGAUAAAAUGGCGGAGCAUAUGGUAUGCGAGGUGAUUGGUCAUCCAUGUUGUAUCGGAAUUCAUGGAAUGUGUCGUAUCACCACAAAGGAAUACUGUGAUUUCGUCCAUGGUUAUUUUCAUGAGGAAGCUUCCUUGUGCUCUCAGGUGGAAUGUUUGCACGAUGUUUGCGGAAUGAUACCAUUCCUGCAUCCGGAAUGGCCGGAUCAAUUUUAUAGACUCUUCACCACCAUUUUCCUUCAUGCCGGAAUUGUUCACUUGAUAAUUACGUUGCUGAUCCAGUAUUUCCUAAUGAGAGACUUGGAAAAACUAACAGGCUCGUUACGCAUCGCUUUAAUCUACUUUACUGGUGCUCUCGCUGGGAAUUUGGCCAGCGCAAUUUUUGUUCCUUAUAGGGCAGAGGUUGGUCCAGCUGGUGCACAUUUUGCUCUUCUUGCCACGCUGGUUGUCGAGGUGCUGCAUUGUUGGCCAAUGCUGAAGCAUCCACGUCGCGCAUUGUCCAAGUUAAUCCUGAUUCUGCUAGGGCUGCUGGUGCUGGGUAUUUUACCGUGGAUAGACAACUACGCGCAUCUAUUCGGCUUCAUCUUCGGCUUCCUGACGGCCUAUGCGCUUAUGCCGUUUAUUUCAUUUGGCCAUUAUGAUCGCAGACGAAAAAUUCUGUUGAUCUGGAUCUGUUUGAUCUUGAUUGUGGGAUUAUUCGCUCUGCUGCUUGUUCUCUUCUACAACGUGCCAGUGUACGAGUGUGAAGUAUGCAAACUGUUUAAUUGCAUACCGUUUACCCGUGACUUCUGCGCCUCUCAAAAUAUCAAUUUCAAGCGAGAAGAGUCGGUAUGACACCCGGGGCCGCGGUUCACACUCGAGCGCGAACUUGUUCCGCACGGUCCCCGACUUCUUCAUCGUUGCACGCACUAUCAGGAUAUGUCGUUACUGUUCGCUGCGCUCGUUCUAACGACGCUUUUCGUAGACUCCCGCGUCCGAAGCCGCAAUAUUGGCUGAAAUUGAAUAAAAAGAAAAGGACAUUUUCGUUUGAAGGAUAAAUUGCCAACCUUCGAAAUCAUUGAAAGCUUCAAUUAUAUGAAGUUGAAGAAAGUUGUCUGAAAGCAAUUAAAAGAGAAGCUUCUUAGAUUUUUGAGGAAACAUAGAAAAAAAA